Molecule: messenger RNA, 1585 nt
Organism: Fusarium vanettenii 77-13-4
Lineage: Eukaryota; Fungi; Ascomycota; Sordariomycetes; Hypocreales; Nectriaceae
Exons: 5
Coding region: 1-1071 (356 amino acids)
Source: RefSeq, a predicted model, not a curated record
AUGGCUGAUUCCGCCCCGGCCGUCAACGGCGGUUCUCUUCUCGAGGCCACCAAAUCCAACGCCGCCGCUGCGUACCAGUCUGUUACCAACGGCCCCGUUGCGCAGAAUGUCUACGACCACACUCAGAAGGCUUCCAACGAGUUCUCCAACCUGGCUGCUGCUCGACGCACUCCCUCGACUCCCGCUGCCACUGGCCAGCCUCUCACUCACUACCACUCCUUUUUCUCUGAGCUCCUGUCUUGGAACAACCCUCGAGCUUCCGGUAUUGCCUACGCGACCACCGUCUCCCUUAUUUUCGCUGCCCGAUACUUGGAUGUCCUCCGAUGGGCUUUCAAGGUUUCGUGGAUGGUCCUUGGUGUGACCAUCCUCGCGGAGGUUGUUGGCAAGGUCGUACUCAACAAUGGCCUGGCUACUCAGGUUCGCCCUCGUCGAUACUACACCGUUCCCCGUGAGACUCUCGACCACAUGAUUGGAGAUGCCCACGAGCUCGUCAACUUCUUUGUUAUUGAGGCCCAGCGAAUCAUCUUUGCUGAGAAUGUCUUUGCUUCUGCUGCUGCCUUUGUCGCUGCCUUCAUUUCCUACUACCUUGUCAAGCUCGUUCCCUACUGGGGCCUUGCUGUUAUUGGCACCACUGUCGUUUUCUUUGUUCCUCUGAUUUACACUUCCAACCAGGAGCUUAUUGAUGAGCAACUCCACCACGCCUCGGAGCUUAUCAACUCGCAGACCGCUCAGGUCCGAGAUGUUGCCUCGAAGCAGAUGGAGCAGGUUUCGGCCAUUGGCAAGCAGUACGCUGGCGACUACAGCGGCAAGGUCCAUGACCUCCUUCGAGGCAACCAUGGUUCGCGCCAGAAGAUUGAGAAGCCCACCAAGGGCGCUGCUCCUGUCGUCAAGGAGCCCGAGUUCCCCUCUCCUCCCACUGAGGACCCCGUCAAGUCGGAGGCGGCUCCCCAGAUCCCGACCCCUGCGGCCCUUAAGGAGGAGAUCUCCGAGCCUACUGCUAUCGAUGCUGCAAUCCCCGAGGUUCCCAGCGAGCCUGUUGUCGCCAACAAGGAGCCCAUGAUUGCUUCCUAAGCAACCGAUACGAAGCAGUUUCGACGUGUACACGAGCUGAGAAAAGGCAUAGCUGGCCUAGGCAAUGAAUGUGUUUUACGGCAUUUCGGGGCGCAUGUCUUUCCUUUAAUCGAGGGCAAGGGAUUGUCAGAUUGGAAUCGGGCGCGAAUUGGUUUUUGGGAGCAUCCAAUCCUUGGCAAACAAUGCGAGAAACGACUCUAGUUGACAGUGAUGAAAGAUGGCUUAAAAUAUGGAUAUGGGUUGGGCAGAUGCUGGGUUUCGGAAGAAGAGCGAGGGCCUGGUAGUGGAAGGAGGCGAGGCUCUUGAUUAAUGUGUCGUCGAUGGUUGAUGUUGAUGGAACGCCAGCAUCUGGCUCAAGGCUUGUUUUUGUGUGUGUGCGAAUGCGUGCGUCUUGUCUUUGUUUCUCGAGGAUUGGUGUUUAGGAUUGUAUACCGUGUAUUCUUGCAGAGGGCCUUGGCCUUGCGCGUAACCUUGUAGCCGAGAUGCACAAUUACAACUUGUAUUCUUAUACUGA